AUGGCCACUCGGAGCGCUCGUGACAACAAGGCCCUCAAUGCCCGCCAUGCUGAAGUAUUGAAGGCCAUGCUCCGCCAGCCCGAAAACAAACUGUGCGCCGAUUGCAAGAGAAAUGACCCCAGAUGGGCUUCAACCAAUCUAGGGUGUUUCAUGUGUAUCCGCUGUAGUGGCAUCCAUCGAAGUAUGGGUGUCCACAUCACCAGAAUCAAAUCCAUCGAUCUUGAUACUUGGACUCCCGAACAAGUGGCUUGUGUUCAACGAUGGGGUAAUAAAAGAGCUAAUGCAUAUUGGGAGGCUCAUCUCCGACCUGGACAUAUGCCUCCGGACCAUAAGAUCGAAAGCUUUAUACGCAGCAAGUACGAAAGUAAACGUUGGGCGAUGGAGGGUCCUCUACCAGAGCCAGAGACGUUGGAUGAUGAUAAGGAUGUUGCUCCUGCUGCUCCCACGGCUGUUUCCCAGAACGCUGCACCUUCAAACCCCACGAUAUCCAAAGUCACUCCACCAACGAUGAGCAAACCUGCCACCUCAGCCUCAGCGACGAACAACCCCUUAGAUUUCUUUGACAGCCCGAAUGAUCAACCCGUGAAAACAACUUCUGGACCGGCGAGCGUCAAGGUCGAAAAUAAUGUUCAACCGAGUGUCGGUGGAGGCUUGUUUGACUUGGAUUUCUCGCCCCAGGCCUCGGCAGCUGCAGUCACUGCCACCGCUCCUGCUGGAAGGAAGGAUGUCAAGAACGAUAUCCUUUCACUCUUUGCAGUCAAACCUCAGCAAAGCUACACAAAUCCAAUAGCCCAAGCCCCAAACAUAAACGCUGUCAACAAUCAGUUCAAUGGUUUAAACUUCGGGGCAAGCAACACGAUGCCCCAGGUCAACAACGUGAAUAACCCCUCGAAUCUAUCCCAAAACAAUUCAUUUGGCGAUAGUAACAAUGUCUGGGCUUCUCCCGCUGAUCAACUACGCCAACAGAGCCAAGAUCCAUUUGGCAGCUUCACCAGUGGUACCACUUCAACAAACGGCAACAACAAAGACGUCUUUUCUGACAUUUGGAGUUGA
This is a messenger RNA of Puccinia graminis f. sp. tritici CRL 75-36-700-3, 1053 nucleotides long. RefSeq lists its product as uncharacterized. Lineage: Eukaryota; Fungi; Basidiomycota; Pucciniomycetes; Pucciniales; Pucciniaceae. The transcript is spliced from 6 exons. Gene Ontology annotation, molecular function: GTPase activator activity; metal ion binding. Bases 1 to 1053 code for a protein of 350 amino acids. The record is from RefSeq and is a predicted model, not a curated record. Gene Ontology annotation, biological process: endocytosis; endoplasmic reticulum to Golgi vesicle-mediated transport; intra-Golgi vesicle-mediated transport. Gene Ontology annotation, cellular component: Golgi apparatus.